This is a messenger RNA of Podospora pseudocomata, 2610 nucleotides long. RefSeq lists its product as uncharacterized. The record is from RefSeq and is a predicted model, not a curated record. The coding region runs from base 1 to 2610 and encodes 869 amino acids. Gene Ontology annotation, molecular function: hydrolase activity, hydrolyzing O-glycosyl compounds. Gene Ontology annotation, biological process: carbohydrate metabolic process. The transcript has a single exon. NCBI's taxonomy places the organism in Eukaryota, Fungi, Ascomycota, Sordariomycetes, Sordariales, Podosporaceae.
AUGUCUUCCCGCUGUGCGGCCUCCAGUGUCGUGCGGCAAUUGCUGGUAGCAGUGGUGCUUUUCAUCGUUGGAGUCCUCGCACAAGCAGCAACUCGCGAAAGAAUAAGCUUGAACGCGGACUGGCGUUUCCAACGCUUCACCUCGAAUCCUGACAACCUCAACUACAACACCCUGAAGCCAUGGCUUACACCAUCAGCCAACAACUUCAUCAAUGAUGCCUCCCGCCGCACCAAGCGCCCAUCCAACGAGCCACCCAACGUCACCUACACCCAAGCAAACUUCAAUGAUAACUCGUGGGAAGCCCUGAGUCUGCCUCACGACUGGGCUGUCAAAGGACCUUUCUAUGUCGGCAACAAUGUUCCCGUCGGAGGAAACAUGGGUCGUCUUCCCAUCCAGGGGGUUGGAUGGUACCGCAAGAAGUUCACGCUCAACCCGGGCGACGAGGGGAAAUCUGUGUAUCUCGAGGUUGACGGCGCCAUGUCCUAUGCUGCGGUCUGGAUCAAUGGGAAAAUCGCUGGUGGAUGGCCGUAUGGCUAUGCCUCAUUCCGUGUCGACCUCACUCCGUAUCUGCAGUCCGGAAGCAAUCAGCUAGCUAUUCGCCUUGACCAAGCCGUUGAGUCGUCGCGAUGGUACCCAGGUGCAGGGAUCUACCGCAACGUUUGGUUGACCAAAGUAAACCCCAUCCACGUCGGCCAGUUCGGUACCUUCGUCAAAACUAGGAGCUCAUCAGCUCAAACGGCAACGCUUGACCUCACUGUUCAGGUGGAGAACAGCGCAUCAACCGCCGCAGCAGGUCAGGUCCAGGUCGUCACUGACAUUCAUUCUUACGAUGCGGUCUCGGGGAAGGCGGGAGCAAAGAUCGGUGGUUUCUCUAACACCACAGUCAACGUCUCCCCAGGUUCUAUUGCAUCUGUGAAUGCAUCAGCGACUGUGCGGAACCCAAAGCUUUGGGGUCCACGUCCGACGCAGGAGCCCAAUAUGCAUGUUGCCAUCACCCGUCUUUACGUUGGGGACCAGCUGGUAGACACAUACGAGACUCCUUUCGGCAUCCGCUCUCUGCAGUACCUUGGCGAUGGACUGCGUGUCAACGGUCAGCGCGUGUACAUUCAGGGUGUUUGCCAGCACCAUGAUCUUGGGUCGUUGGGAGCCGCCUUCAACAUUCCGGCUGCUCGGCGUCAGCUGGAGAUGCUCCAGGAUAUGGGAACCAACGCGAUGAGAACCUCACACAAUCCUCCAGCGCCUGAGCUGCUCGAUCUUGCGGACAAGAUGGGUUUCCUUGUCCUGGACGAGAUCUUCGACACGUGGGGCAGCCACAAGACUCGCAACGAUUUCCAGACCAUCUUUGCCGACUGGUCUGAGCCAGAUCUCAGAGCGUUUGUUCGACGUGACCGCAACCAUCCUUCAAUUUGGGCCUGGUCCUUUGGAAACGAGGUCGCAGAGCAGGGAAGCAGCAACGGUGCAGCACAAGCUGAGCGUCUUCGAAAUAUUGUUCGCCAGGAGGACGCCACCAGACAGUCCACCGUCGGAAUGAACAACGCUGGGCCUGACACGGCCUUUGUCUCGAUUGUUGAUCUUAUCGGGUUGAACUAUCAGGGAGAGGGCAAAGGAAACGGCGCGCCAACGUUCGAGAACUUCCGGGGACGGUUCCCUAACAAGUUGAUCUUCAGCACUGAGAGCUCGUCGGUGGUUAGCUCCAGGGACACAUACCUCUUCCCAGUGGUGAACAGCAACAACGCGAUUGUACGGGCGAAUGGUCCUGGCGCCGAUCCUACUACUAGACAAGUCAGUUCGUAUGACCUGUACGCCAUGGAAUGGGGUGCUUCACCUGACAAGGUCUUUGUGGCACAAGAUCGGUAUUCGUACGUUGCGGGCGAGUUUGUUUGGACAGGCUGGGAUUACAUUGGAGAGCCGACGCCAUAUGAUUCCUCUCGGAGCAGCUACUUUGGCAUCAUCGACCUUGCUGGGUUUCCCAAGGACCGGUUCUACCUUUACCAGUCAAGAUGGAACCCAAGCGUGAAGAUGGCCCACAUCCUGCCUCACUGGAACUGGCCCAAUCGCGUCGGUCAAGUCACGCCUGUUCAUGUGUACUCUUCGGGUGACGAAGCCGAGCUUUUCGUCAACGGCAAGUCGCAGGGUCGACAGAAGAAGGCGCAGUACACCUAUCGUUUCCGGUGGGACCAGGUCACCUACCAGCCAGGAGAGGUGCGUGUCGUGACAUACAAGGAUGGGAAUGAAUGGGCGAAUGCGACAGUUCGGACUACCGGGACGGCCUCUCAGUUGCGGUUGUCGACGUAUCAAAACCGAGUGACGAUCAAAGCUGACGGCGAGGAUCUCUCUUUUGUCAGUGUUGCUGUCGUGGACGACAAGGGCGAUGUUGUUCCCACCGCGGAACCCAACAUCACAUUUUCCAUCACUGGGCCUGGUGACAUUGUCACUACGGAUAAUGGAGACUCGACUGAUAUGGUUGCGUUCCCGUCAAAGGAGAGGAAAGCGUUCCGAGGACGAGCGUUGGCUAUUGUGCGUGCAAAGGUUGGAGCAUCGGGGACGAUUACAGUGGCGGCCACGGCGAAUGGUGUCAAGUCGGCGGAGGUUGUGCUACAGGUAGAAUAG